AUGAACCAACUACAAUUUCAUGGUCUCAAAGUGGAAUAUUCCAAUUCCAUUAAAGGGAAUUUUAUAAGAUUACCAGAGCGAAUAUGCCAAACGCUUGACUCAACGCCGUACCCCAUCCAGGAUUUUGAUAUAUGUAUCAAGACACCGAAACACACUUUCCAUCUUGGUUGGGAUGGAUUCACAUCACAGAAAAGUGAUCAAGUGGUGAUGAUCCAUCCCUUAAUUGGAUCUAUAUAUGGGAUCAACAACAAUGCAAGAGUAAACAUUUCCAUCAGCAGAUGUGAUAAAGAUUCUUAUGUCAGCGAAGUUCAUGUGGAACCAGUAACUAGCGAUGAUUGGGAGGUUAUAGAGUCAAAUUCUGAAAUUCUGCAGGACGAAAUCUUACAUCAAACUAGAAUUGUCUCCACUGGAAACAUAAUUAUAUGUUAUGUGGGUAAUAUCAUAGUAAAACUUUUAGUUAAACAAAUAUUACCAAAAACUUUGAAAACGGGGAGAAUCGUUGACGGUUCAUUGAUUAUUGUAGAGCCUAAGGAAAAUAAGAUACGAAGGAAAGAGGUUCUAAACGUUAAUGAGACAAGUGGCAAACCUGAAGUCCUGCAACAAAUGAUGCUGCGCUCAGUAGCGUGGAAGCUAGACGACGGCCAGACUGACCCUAUGACUGUCUGGAUACAUCCAAGUAAGAUUAAAUCUCAAUUUGCAUUUAUAUCUAUUAUUGAUAACCUGCUUGAACUUGGAAAAGAUGAUAAAAAUGAAAAGGAAAGAGAAAGUCAGCAAAUAUUUCCGGCAGAACGUAUAGCCGUUAAUGUCAAAGCAAUUAGACCAGGGGUCAGACGACCUACAACUGCUCUUAUCCCAUCUUCUAUGGUAUGGAAUACGCUCUGUACAAAACCAGUAAACGGUAUUAAAAUAAAAGUGGAAUUUGUUUCCCAUAUUAUUGAGAGUCCUAUUGAUUUGAAGGUUAAUUUACGUAAAGUUAAAUUCAAAAAUGACAAAAACCCAAUUGGGGAAACACUAUCAACUAUGAAAGAAAUGGAAGCAGCUACAGAUGACCAAGAACAAUUGAUGGAUUAUUUAAAAGGAUCUAUUAUUACCAAUGGUAUGAUAAUCCUAAAACAGGGAAUUCAGAUUGAAUUGAGUUCGAAAUCUUUUCCUUCGGUGAGUGCAUUCAAUCUUGUUGGCAAUCCAUUAACUAAGGAAUCUUGGACAAUACUCGAAGAUGAGCCAAGAGAAUGCAUUUUAUCUCGGAAUAUUGUCACCAAUCUCAUUGAAAAUAAAAGGAAAGCUGUUGCUCUAAACGAAAUUAUUAAGGAGAUAAUAUUAUUUGCAGUAAAUCCUAUAACAUCAUCAAAAGGGAUAUUAAUUGAAGGUCAUCCUGGAUCAGGGAAAACAACAUUACUUUCGGAAGUUUCUAAAAUAUUAAGCAGCUACCCAAAUAUGAUCCAUGUAAGAUACGUUAACUUUGAAACCGCUACGGAACUAUUAAGUUUUGAUAAAGCAAAGAAACUCUUUAACGAAUGGCUUUCUCUAUUAUACUGGUAUAGUCCAGCUGUCCUUAUCCUUGAUAAUGCGGAAUUCAUUCUGAACGGUAGUGUUUCUGAACAACCAGGAGCACCUCCCAAUACUAGUAAUAGUAACUCAGCUAAGUUAACAUCGGUUUUAAUUGAUUUAAUUGAAAAAGUUUCUCAGAAAAGACCCCAAAUAAAAAUUAUUUUUAGUAGCAAAAGUAGAGAUGCAUUGAAUAAGAAGUUGUUCGACACCCAUAUCAUAAGUAAAGUUUGGACAUUAAAAUCACCAGAUAGGGAAAAAAGAUUACGUUUACUAGAGUCUUAUUUUCAAGAGAAAAGUAGUGUCAAUUCAAUGAAGCUACAUCCGGAUUUAACAUUUAGUGAUAUGGCCUUGGAGACUGAGGGUUAUUCCCCAUUAGAUUUAGAAAGAUUUGUUGAUAAAUUGUUUCAUGAACUACAAAUAUCAAUGAUGGAGGGUAAAAAUUUAGAGAAUGUGAUUGAUAGAGAACUAUUUUUACAUUGUCAUGGAUCCUUUACACCAUCAUCUCUUCAAGGGGUGAAACUGACUAAGGAUACUGGUACAAGAUGGGGAGACAUUGGUGGAUUGAAAAAUGUUAAAAGAUUAUUGCUAGAAACAUUAGAAUGGCCUACAAAAUAUGCUCCAAUAUUUGCCAAAUGUCCUUUAAGAUUGAGAUCAGGUAUUUUACUCUAUGGUUAUCCCGGCUGUGGGAAAACGUUACUUGCUAGUGCCAUUGCUCAACAAUGUGGUUUAAAUUUUUUAUCUGUCAAGGGUCCUGAAAUCUUGAAUAAAUAUAUUGGUGCUAGUGAGCAAAAUGUAAGAGAACUUUUCGAGAAGGCUCAAUCGGUGAAACCAUGCAUUCUCUUCUUUGAUGAGUUUGAUUCCAUUGCUCCCAAGAGAGGCCAUGAUUCUUCGGGGGUCACUGACAGAGUUGUCAACCAAUUAUUAACGCAAAUGGAUGGGGCUGAAGGAUUAGAUGGUGUUUACGUACUUGCAGCUACUAGUAGACCUGAUUUAAUUGACUCAGCUCUCUUGAGACCAGGAAGACUAGACAAGAGUAUCUUAUGUAACAUUCCAAAUGAAGAUGAAAGACACGAUAUUAUUUGUGCCAUAACUGGACAUGGAAGGACUUCAAAAAGUAAACUAAAGUUGGCUCCAGGAGUCAUUUUACAACCCAUCAUAAAGAAAACACAAGGAUAUUCGGGAGCUGAUUUACAAGGCCUUUGUUAUAAUGCUUAUCUAAAAGCCGUCCAUAGACUGUUAGCCAGUAAUACGAAAGAGGACAAUAAUGCAUCUUUUACCACUCAAAAUGAUAGUAAAUUAAUUUACGAGAUAAUAAACCAGAAUGGAGAGCUAGAUAAGGAUGGAAUAACGGAAAACAUCAUCAAAGACUUGGAGAAACGUUCGGAGAAGGAUACUGUUAUGAACGAUGCAAACCAAGACAAGCCUGACAUAGAAUCUGAAAGGGAAGUACUAAUUACUCAACAUGACCUAUUAGAAGCAUGUAUUGAAACAAAGGCAAGUAUUUCGGUUUCCGAAUAUAACAAACUAAACAGGAUUUAUAACAAGUUUCAAGUUGAUCGUAGUGGUGAAAUGCCGUCUGGAGAAAACACAGAGGAAAUUGGGAGCAGACUAUCUCUUAUGUAA
This is a messenger RNA of Naumovozyma castellii, 3171 nucleotides long. It is a transcript of the gene PEX1, whose product is annotated as AAA family ATPase peroxin 1. The record is from RefSeq and is a predicted model, not a curated record. The coding region runs from base 1 to 3171 and encodes 1056 amino acids. The transcript has a single exon. Lineage: Eukaryota; Fungi; Ascomycota; Saccharomycetes; Saccharomycetales; Saccharomycetaceae.